This is a messenger RNA of Eruca vesicaria subsp. sativa (arugula), 738 nucleotides long. Lineage: Eukaryota; Viridiplantae; Streptophyta; Magnoliopsida; Brassicales; Brassicaceae. The record is from the annotation of a GenBank genome assembly.
AUGAGGUGUCGUAGUCACAGAUAUAAAAGGAUAUUGGAAGCACUUUUAAAGCAUCCAGACAAUCGAGAAUGUGCAGAUUGUAGAUCAAAGGCACCAAGAUGGGCUAGUGUGAACCUUGGGAUAUUCAUAUGUAUGCAAUGCUCUGGAAUCCAUCGCAGCCUUGGUGUCCACAUCUCUCAGGUAAGGUCUAUAACUCUGGAUACAUGGCUUCCUGAUCAGGUUGCUUUCAUGCAAUCUACCGGUAAUGCUAAAGCAAAUCAGUAUUGGGAAUCAGAACUGCCUCCUCAUUUUGAGAGAAGCUCAAGCGACGCAUUUAUAAGAGCCAAAUACGAUGAGAAGAAAUGGGCUUCACGGGGAGGGAUACAACCGGCUCCUGUAGGUAACCAGCUAAGCUGCAAAGUUAGUCACUUGGCAGAGAGAGGACAUAAACCAGAAACUCCAACGAAAAUAAGAACUCGUUCCCUUGAUGAAGAUUUCCUUCUUAAGCAUGUUCUUGAAGUUACACCACCAGAAACAAGAAUCCGUGCGGGUUCGGUAGAUAUGAAGAUGAACGAUAAUGUAUAUGUUCUUCCUCUACCAGUGGGGAUAGAUGUUAAGAAACCAAAACAAAAGAAUGAGAUUUUCUCCCAGAAUAGAAGAACCACUAUAGCACCACCCUCGAGCUGGGCUACUUUUGACUGUAAGGCUAAAGAUUUGGGACUUUCUUACUUUUAUCUUACUGAGGAAAAGAAGGGAUGA